AUGCCGUCGGAAACGCAGGCUAUCGCAGACAUGUACGGCGAAUCGUCCAAUGCAAUUUCGCCACUGCUACAACGCAUCAGAAAUAUGUGGGAGUUUGCCAAUCUAUGUCAGUGGAUAUACAUCUUCGGCAAGGCUGCGAAAAUCGACGACACGCUGGAAAUCGAGGACAUCGAAACCGAAUGCCUCAAACCUUCUUCAACUGUUCUCUCUGAUAUCGCGUUAGCGCUUCUCAAACUUGUGUCUUCACAUCGUGGUCUUAAUCACGAAAUACUCGACGACCAGCUCCGCAAAGAAUACAUCUCCAAGUUGCCCAACGAAAAUCCUUUGGGCGAUGGUGCAACGGUCUCGCGCAGCUUCUGCGAUCUUGACACGCCGACCAAAGUAACCGUUCUUCAACAGCUAACGCAAUGGGUCAUGAGCCAGCCUGAGCGAUUGCGAGAGAAAAUGGAGGAAGCCGAUGGCAUUGAUCAAACCAGCUGGAGAAUAGAGCCGUAUGGAUGGGACGCCGAUGAUCGCACGUACUUCGUGCUGGACGAUAACCGAGUCUAUCGCCUAACCGACGCUCCAGAACCAUUUGUCCGAAAGCCGAAAAAACAAAAGACUUACGGCACCAGUCGGCGAUCUGGAAGACGUCGACACACUUCAAACAAAUCUAUAACAGAAGAUUGCGCCCCAGCUGAAUCCUUGGAUCUUGAAGGCUCGCAAGCCAGCAGUAAUCUCGGCGGCAUGAGCUGGGAAUGUGUGGCUAUCACACUGGACGAUCUUGAUGUACACUUGCUGCCAAUAUUGGAAAAGCAAGAAGAGUCCAGAAAGAGAAAAGAGGCACAACACCAGCGUGAGCUCUUGAGCCUUGCCAAAAUGGCUAAUGCGAAACGCUCUAGCCGCAUCGCUGGAAAAAUUGAACAACAUAAGGAAGAAGAGAAGGCGAGGGACCAGCGGGAGAAGGCCCAAAAGCAACUCGAGAGUAAACAACGUGAAAAACAAAAUCUGUUGAAAUUAGAGCGAGAGCGGGACUUCAGGAUGUUUUCGAGAGAGAAAAGACUGGAAGAAAGAGCUGCAAGACGCCGCUUGCACGAAGAGGAACUGGCUCAGCUUUCGGAGGGCCACAACUCUGCUCCCGAUGGGCGGGUUCGGGUUUCAGACCGGCAGCUGCAAUCUGAAAUCGAUCGCAAUAAAUUGGCGCUUAAGGCAUUGGAGGAAGAGGAGGAAGAUUGGACUUUCGAUUGCGUGUGCGGCUUGUACGGUCAAGUCGAUGAUGGUGCCCACAGCGUUGCUUGCGAAAGAUGUAGUGUCUGGCAGCACAGCAGUUGCGUUGGAAUUGAGGAAUCUGAAGCCGACCGUCCAGAUUUUCACUUCAUUUGCGGAAGCUGCAGGCACCACGGCGAGAACACGAGCACUCCUCGUAAGACCAUUAUCAAGUUGAAAGUCAAGAGCUCUACCGAAUUGAUGGGUCAUCAUCGAUCUGAUAACGAAACGUCGCAGGCCAAUUCGCAGCCGAUGAUGGAAUCCGCAGAUCUGGACACUUCGACGAUCACGUCCGAAUUCUUCAACGAUCCGGCUGACAGUCAGUUGGGGAUAUUACAGCCUCACACAGACUUGAAAUCCAGCCCUAGGACUGAUACCAGGUCGAUUUCCAACAGCGACAGUACAGGAAGAAUAAUUCCUGAAACAAAGCCUGCAUCGGCCAUUGCAAAGAGCGAAGGACCAAAGGAACCGGUCGUAGACACCCAACCAACAUUGAGUUCAGAACGAGGCGUGAACAAUGCUGCUCUUGUGGCCGCUGCACCUGCUUCGCAACAUGCCACGAAGUCCACACCGCAGGCAGCUCCGACAAUCAGCAGAGUUUUCAGCUCACUGAGCCGGGUCAGUUCUGCCGGAUCUACCACUUUAUCAUCACAUACGGCUCAUUCGAUGGCACUCAAACAAGUUGACAUAAAUGGGUUACAGAAAAUGCACUCGACCAGGCCUUCUUCGGAUCAAGCUCCCAAUGUGUCGACGAAUGACGCGCCGACAGAGAACUAA
Messenger RNA from Akanthomyces muscarius, 2022 nucleotides. RefSeq lists its product as uncharacterized. The transcript is spliced from 6 exons. Bases 1 to 2022 code for a protein of 673 amino acids. Gene Ontology annotation, biological process: regulation of DNA-templated transcription. NCBI's taxonomy places the organism in Eukaryota, Fungi, Ascomycota, Sordariomycetes, Hypocreales, Cordycipitaceae. Gene Ontology annotation, cellular component: RSF complex. The record is from RefSeq and is a predicted model, not a curated record.